AUGAGCGGCUACGACAGAGCACUUUCAGUAUUCAGUCCCGACGGACACGUUUUCCAGGUGGAGUACGCCUUGGAGGCUGUUAAGAGAGGAACCGCAGCCGUCGGUGUCAAGGGCAAGGAUGUCGUCAUUCUGGGAUGCGAGAAGCGGUCUGCUCUCAAGCUCCAGGACCCUCGAAUCACCCCCUCCAAGAUCUGCAAGUUGGACACUCAUGUGUCUCUGGCCUUUGCCGGUCUGAACGCCGACGCCCGAAUCCUCGUCGACAAGGCCCGAGUUGAGGCUCAGUCUCACCGACUCACAGUUGAAGACCCCGUUUCCGUCGAGUACAUCUCCCGAUACAUUGCUGGUGUUCAGCAGCGAUACACCCAGUCAGGUGGUGUACGACCAUUCGGUAUUUCUACUCUGAUUGUUGGAUUCGACCCCAACGACAAGGUGCCCAAGCUGUACCAGACAGAGCCCUCUGGAAUCUACAACGCGUGGAAAGCCAACGCCAUCGGUAAGAGCUCCAAGACUGUACGAGAUUUCCUGGAGAAGAACUACGAGGAGGAUAUGGACAAAGCCGCCACCAUUCGGCUGGCUAUCAAGAGUCUGCUGGAGGUUGUCCAGACCGGAGCCAAGAACAUUGAGAUUGCCAUCUUGUCUGCCGACAACCCUACCGAGGUUCUGAGCACGGAAACCAUUGCUGAGUACGUUGCUGAGAUUGAGGAAGAAAAGGAGGCAGAGGCCAAGAAACAGAAGCCUAGCCGGGAUUAG
This is a messenger RNA of Yarrowia lipolytica CLIB122, 750 nucleotides long. RefSeq lists its product as uncharacterized. Gene Ontology annotation, biological process: ubiquitin-dependent protein catabolic process; proteasomal protein catabolic process. Gene Ontology annotation, cellular component: proteasome core complex, alpha-subunit complex; proteasome core complex; nucleus. Lineage: Eukaryota; Fungi; Ascomycota; Dipodascomycetes; Dipodascales. The record is from RefSeq and is a predicted model, not a curated record.